AUGGGUGGGUGGAAUAAUGAUGUUUGGAGUUGGGGAGAUUUUGGUAUUAAUGUUAAUUUGUUGAAUUCGGAGCUCACUAAUUCCAUAGUCUCUCUUCGUUCUAUUUUAUCGGAAGCGGAGAUUGGGGUUCUUGAGGAUGAUAAGGUUGUUUGGUAUGGGGAACCGGGUGGGAUAUUUUCGGUAGCUUCUUGUUACCAUUUUUACGCAAAUUUCUGCAUACCUUACGGCCAUCCUAAUAGGGAUGAAGCGGUGUUGGGAAAGAUAUGGAAGAUUGGAGCGCCUUAUAAAAUCAAGGCUUUUAGUUGGAGACUCAUUUUGAAUAGACUUCCUACUAAGGACCUUUUAAGAUCUAGAGGUAUUUCUCUUCCUUUAACAUCUUUAAAUUGUGUCUUUUGUGAUAUUGAGGCAGAAAGUAGGAAUCACUCUUUUUUCUCUUGCAAAGUAAUGAAGAUUAUUUGGGAUGACAUCGCUUUUUGGAUAGGUAAACUAUUUGUUUUAGAGGAGGAGUUGUUCGGGAAUUUCAUGGAUUGGUUUUUAUUUUGUAAGAGCAAGAAGGUUAAGGAGGAGAAAUGUGGGAUUUUUUGGUUGGCAAUUACUUGGUCCAUAUGGUUAACCCGGAACGGAGUUUGUUUUAGAAGUGACGGAUGGAAUGUUCAUAAUACGGUUUGUAAUGUAAAGAAUUUAGCGUGGAGAUGGGAGUCAUUGGGAGACAUUACAAAACCCAAUUUUAGCUUUUACGAAUUUACUAAGGACCCAUUGGGUUUUCUUUCGUAA
Molecule: messenger RNA, 774 nt
Organism: Vicia villosa (hairy vetch)
Lineage: Eukaryota; Viridiplantae; Streptophyta; Magnoliopsida; Fabales; Fabaceae
Exons: 1
Coding region: 1-774 (257 amino acids)
Source: RefSeq, a predicted model, not a curated record